This is a messenger RNA of Triplophysa dalaica, 1068 nucleotides long. Its product is annotated as interleukin-1 receptor accessory protein-like 1-B. The record is from RefSeq and is a predicted model, not a curated record. Lineage: Eukaryota; Metazoa; Chordata; Actinopteri; Cypriniformes; Nemacheilidae. The transcript has 6 exons. Gene Ontology annotation, biological process: signal transduction; negative regulation of exocytosis. The coding region runs from base 1 to 1068 and encodes 355 amino acids.
AUGGCUGGGGAAUUAAGUAGUGUGACGAGUCACCCCUUGCACAAUCAGCGUCGCCAUGGAGACGGGGUAAUUAGAGUGGCACACCUGCCGGUCAUGAGGAGACAAACUCAGCUGCCUUUAAAAGGAGGGGUGUUUGAAAAUUUUGUCAUCAUACCUAGUGGUAGUCUCUCGCUCUCUCUCUCGCGGUCUUACAAGACCACCACUGGUUGGGGAACAGCUCAUCUUCACUCGCUACUCCAGAUAUAUGUACCCGUCAGAUCCCUACGCUCUGCAAACGAACUGCGUCUUGUGGUGCCAUCCCAAAAAGAUCUCAUGUACACAGUGGAGUUGGCAGGGGGUUUGGGACCCAUUCUGCUGAUGUUGACAUUUCUGGUGUGUUUAUACAAAUGCAGAAUUGAACUCAUGCUGUUCUACAGAAGUCACUUUGGCAGUGAGGAUGUUGACGGAGACCAGAAAGACUAUGAUGCAUACGUUUCCUACACUAAAGUGGACCUGGACCAGUGGUGUCAGGAAACCAGAGAAGAAGAGCGUUUUGCUUUGGAGAUUCUACCAGAUGUUUUGGAAAAGCAUUAUGGGUAUAAACUUUGCAUUCCAGACAGAGACUUGAUUCCGACUGGACGUUUCAGAAAUGAUCAUCUUCAUGAUGACACAAGACUCCUUAGAGCCUACAUCGAAGAUGUGGCUCGCUGUGUGGACCAGAGCAAGCACCUCAUCAUCGGCAUGACACCCAACUACGUAGUGAGACGUGGCUGGAGCAUCUUUGAGCUCGAGACACGUCUGCGCAACAUGCUGGUCUGCGGCGAGAUAAAAGUCAUUCUGAUCGAAUGCGCUGAGCUGCGAGGAGUCAUGUACUACCAGGAGGUGGAGGCUCUCAAACAUACCAUUAAACCUCUGACGGUCAUCAAAUGGCCGGGACCCAAGAGAAGUAAACUCAACUCCAAGUUCUGGAAGCGGCUGCGUUACGAAAUGCCCUUUAAGCAGCUGGAACCCAAGCUGUCGCACGAACAGGUACUGGACGUGAGCGAGCAGGGACACGUCUCUCUGCUGCUCUGUGUUUCUCUCUUAUGA